Perca fluviatilis (European perch) is the source of this 882-nucleotide messenger RNA. RefSeq lists its product as uncharacterized. Gene Ontology annotation, biological process: adenylate cyclase-activating G protein-coupled receptor signaling pathway; G protein-coupled adenosine receptor signaling pathway. The transcript has a single exon. The record is from RefSeq and is a predicted model, not a curated record. Gene Ontology annotation, cellular component: membrane. Gene Ontology annotation, molecular function: G protein-coupled receptor activity. NCBI's taxonomy places the organism in Eukaryota, Metazoa, Chordata, Actinopteri, Perciformes, Percidae. Bases 1 to 882 code for a protein of 293 amino acids.
AUGCUCAUCUCUAACAUCACAGCAGCUGGAAGAGUACAACUCUCGGUGAACUUCCACAGUCCUGUUGAUUAUCUCACUUUUAUUUUUCAACUUUCAUUCGCUACAACUGCUGUUCUGGUGGCUGCACCUGUAGUCAUUACCAUAUUGGCCACCAGAGCUCUCCGCCUCCAAAACAGGUUCAUGUUCAUGCUGAACACUAGCAUUAGUGAUACGUUGGUUGGGUUUUCUGUGUAUUAUCUCGGUCUGUUUGACGUUCAAGAAGGAUAUCCUUCGAGAAAUGGAACGUAUAAUAUGUUACCUUCUCUUCUUGGGGUAAACAUUAUGACAUUUUUAUUUGCCCAGUUUGACCGGUAUUUUGCCGUUUGUCAUCCAUUCAUCUACAGUCGCUAUAUAACCCGGCGGGUGGUUAUAUCUGCAAAUGUCUAUUGUUGGCUUCACGUCUAUACUCAGUCGAUCAUUACAAAUUUCGUGCCACUUUCCAAAGCAAUGCAGGUGUAUGUUUUCAGUAUUGUCAGCUUACAAUUAAUUGUGUUCACAAAAGUGGUCAUGACUAUUAAACUGUAUGUUAUUGCAAGGUACCAGCUUAGCAGAGACCCUCCCAGCGCCGACAAAGACAGCAAGAAGGAGUCAUUGAGAAUCAUUAUUUUUGUUGUCAUAAGCUUCUUAGUGUUGUGGUGUCCCUCUUUUAUUAAUAUUAUCAUCAGAUUUAUGGUAGGAGGAGGGCUGACGUUUAGGAACGAGGCCACCAAUCUUUUCGCCAUCAUGGCUCGUUUUAACUCUGUGUGCACACCGUCUGUGUAUAUCUGGGGGAGUUCGGCUCUCAGGGAAGCCAUGGUGAGGACAGUGUGGGGCAGACUGUGCCCAAGAUGCAAGAGGAGGUAA